Messenger RNA from Cephus cinctus (wheat stem sawfly), 8146 nucleotides. It is a transcript of the gene didum, whose product is annotated as unconventional myosin-Va. Bases 367 to 5967 code for a protein of 1866 amino acids. The record is from RefSeq and is a predicted model, not a curated record. Gene Ontology annotation, cellular component: actin cytoskeleton; myosin complex; cytoplasm. Gene Ontology annotation, molecular function: ATP binding; microfilament motor activity; actin filament binding. The transcript is spliced from 20 exons. Lineage: Eukaryota; Metazoa; Arthropoda; Insecta; Hymenoptera; Cephidae. Gene Ontology annotation, biological process: vesicle transport along actin filament; actin filament organization.
GGUAUACGUCAGUAGUUGGACCGAAGGUUGCCGGACGUAGUGGCCGAGGUGGGACCAGGGGCGCACAAUCUAAACCGAUAGCAAGCCAGCUGUGUGCCAGCUAACGAGUACUAAACUCUAUCGCGCGGCCUCGACAUUUCAAAUUUGACGAAAGACAAAAAAGUAGGAAACUAAGUGACGUGUUCAAGUUUUCAUAAAAAUGCCGUGACCCGUUUGCGCAAGAUAUUCGUGAUGUUCUUCCCGGAAAAGAAUCGGCGGUAUUCACCGUAGUCCAGUUACGGAUACAAAUGUCGUAGUUCAGUGGAACUGUGUCUCGUAUACUUUACCUGCUGUGGUGCACCUGAUGAACCUUUCUACACAGCCACUAUGACAACCAGAGAGCUUUAUGUCAAGGGAGCUAGAGUGUGGGUGUCCCAUCCGGAUAAAGUCUGGGAAGGUGCUACUAUAUUAGAAGAUUAUAAAUUGGGACAUACUACCAUCGACGUUAAUACUGAAGACUCGAACUGCAAAAAGACAUUGGAAAUCAAAACCGAUGCUGAUCUACCGCCAUUAAGAAAUCCUGAUAUUCUCAUAGGAGAGAACAAUCUCACGUCACUUUCAUUCCUUCACGAACCUGCGGUUCUUUAUAAUCUGCAAAUACGUUUUCAACGGCAUUGUAUUUAUACAUACUGUGGGAUUGUACUUGUAGCAUUCAAUCCAUACAAUGAGUUACCAAUUUAUGGAAAUGAUACAAUUUGGGCAUAUAGAGGUCAGGCAAUGGGUGAUCUGGAGCCUCAUAUAUUUGCUGUUGCUGAAGAAGCCUAUACAAAAUUGGAAAGGGAAAGACACGACCAAUCCAUUAUUGUUUCUGGAGAAUCUGGAGCUGGUAAAACUGUAUCAGCCAAAUAUGCAAUGCGAUACUUUGCAACAGUUGGUGGCUCUUCGACAGAGACACAAGUGGAAAAGAAGGUUUUGGCUUCGUCACCCAUAAUGGAGGCCAUUGGCAAUGCUAAAACAACCAGAAACGAUAAUUCUUCAAGAUUUGGAAAAUUUAUUGAAAUUCAAUUUAACAAGAGUUACAAUAUUACUGGUGCGAGUAUGAGAACCUAUUUAUUGGAAAAAUCCAGAGUAGUUUUUCAAGCGAAUGAGGAACGAAAUUAUCAUAUAUUUUAUCAAAUGUGUGCUGCUGCUGAACAACUUAGUCAUCUUUACCUGAGCUUCCAAGACGAAUUCCAUUAUCUAAAUCAAGGAAAUAAUCCUGUCAUAGACGGCGUCGACGAUUUAGCAUUAUUCGAUGAAACAAUCACCGCCUUAACGAUGCUUGGUUUCUCGUCAAAGCAGCAGGAUGACAUGCUGCGUAUUUUAGCGGCUAUACUUCAUAUAGGAAAUGUAAAUAUAGUUAGUUGUGAAGCUCCGGAUGGUAGCAAUAAUUCUGAUGGCGAAGGCUGCAAUAUUUCUCCGUCCGAUAGGCACCUACUGAUAAUAUCUGAGCUGCUUGGAAUAGAUGUAAAUGCCAUGAGAAAAUGGUUGUGCCAUAGGAAAAUUGUUUCAAUGAGAGAAGUUUUUUUGAAGCCGAUGAGUGUUGAACAAGCGAUCGGUGCAAGAGAUGCACUUGCAAAACACAUCUACGCCGAGGUGUUCAAUUGGAUCGUAGCUGGAAUUAACAACUCUUUGCAAUCUCAGAGUAAGUCGCAGUCGUUCAUCGGUGUUCUGGAUAUCUACGGCUUCGAAACAUUCGAGGUCAACUCGUUCGAGCAAUUUUGCAUCAAUUAUGCGAAUGAGAAGUUACAGCAGCAGUUCAAUCAACACGUUUUCAAGCUCGAGCAGGAAGAGUAUCUCAAAGAGGAGAUUGAGUGGACCUUCAUAGAUUUUUACGACAAUCAACCUUGUAUCGACCUCAUUGAAACCAAAUUGGGAAUAUUGGAUCUUCUCGAUGAAGAGUGCAGAAUGCCAAAAGGUUCGGACUCUUCGUGGGCUGAGAAGCUUUACUCAAAAUGUGGAAAAUCAAAGCACUUUGAAAGGCCACGAUUUGGUACUACAGCUUUCCUCAUUCAUCACUUUGCUGAUCUCGUGCAAUACGAAACUACUGGUUUUCUUGAGAAAAACCGGGACACUGUUAUGGAGGAACAAAUUAACGUCAUGCGUAAUAGUCAUAACAAGUUAUUGAAAAAGCUGUUCUGCGGCGAAGACCCUAAGCUUACAGUACCAAACGUUCGAGUGAAGAUAUCAGCACAGAAACCACUGAUUAAUACACCGAAGCAAAACAAAAAGACGGUUGGCUCGCAAUUUCGAGAUUCUUUAAACAUGUUAAUGGCUACCCUCAAUGCAACCACACCCCACUACGUGCGCUGUAUCAAACCUAACGAUACCAAGGAGGCUUUCGAAUACAAUCCAGUCAGAGCCGUACAGCAGCUUCGUGCUUGUGGAGUUUUGGAGACUAUUAGAAUAUCCGCUGCUGGAUUUCCAAGUCAAAAAACGUAUUCAGAUUUCUUUCAGAGAUUCAGGUGUCUCUGUAAAUUUAAAGAAAUUCGUAGAGAUGAUCUCAAGGAAACCUGUCGACGGAUUCUUGCUACUUAUAUUAAGGAUGAAGAUAAGUUUAAGUUUGGAAAGACGAAAGUUUUAUUCCGGGCGGGACAAGUUGCAUACUUGGAAAAACUUCGCGGCGAGAAACAACGAGAUGCUUGUAUAAUGAUACAGAAAACAGUUCGUGGUUUAAUAUGUCGAAAUAAAUAUAAGAAGAUACGCAAGACCGUACUGGGUCUUCAAAGACAUGCUAGAGGUUAUUUAGCCAGACGGAAAGCUCAUGCUGUACGUCGGGAACGGGCUGCCAUCAAGCUUCAGGCUCGUGUCAGAGGAUGGCUAAAGAGACAAUGGUUCUUAAGAGUAAAGCGAACUGUUCUGGGUCUUCAAAUUUAUGGUAGAGGAAUGAUGGCGCGUAAGAGAUAUCAAUUGAUGAAAGACAAUGCAGCUGCAACUGCCAUUCAGAGAUUCGCUAGAGGUUAUAUUGUGCGAAUAACGUGCAAAAAGAAGUUGGAGAAUAUCAUUAUUGUUCAAUCUUGUGUCCGAAGAUUCUUAGCUAAGAAAGUAUUCAAAAGGUUAAAGGCUGAAGCUCGUAGCGUAGAACAUGUCAAGUCUUUGAACAAAGGCUUGGAGAAUAAGAUCAUAUCUUUGCAACACAAGAUUAACGAACUGGCUAAGGAAAACCAGCACCUCAAGGUCACCCAACAUGAGAUUCCCGAAUUAAAAUCAAAAUUGGAAGGAUUCAAGUCUAUGGAGAUUGAAAAUAAGAAGCUGAAUGCACUGUUGAUCGAAAAAGAGAAACAACUUGAAAAAAUGCAAGAAACUCUUCAACGAGAACGAGAUGAGAAAAUGGAUAUGCUCCAGGACAAGGAGAGAAAUGCUCGACUAAACGAAGAAGAGAGUAAAAAAUUGCGCGAGGAAAAUGAAAGGUUACAGAAAGAACUGGCUGCAGCUAACGAGAAGCUCAAGACGAAUCUACGCGGCGCAGAAGAGAACCUCAAACAUAGACUAGAACAGGAGAAAGAUCUAUUGCUAUUGGAUCAGGAUCAAGAUCGUGGUGCUUACCAGAGAUUGUUGAAAGAUUAUCACGAUCUCGAACAACAUGUCGAAGUUUUGGAGCAAAAACUUGCACUGCAAGUGCCUGGACACUCUCGCUCCCUUAGCAAUGCAUCCAGCAGUAGUGGGCAGAUUGCCUCAACGGAACAACUUCCACAAGAUGAUCAAAAUAUUGAUUUUGGUUAUGGUUCUGUAAGAUCUACGGCUUCUUCAACGACUCCGUACUCCAGAGUGGAAACGAUAGAUUGGGGACAAAAGCGUUCGGAUAGUCCACCAGAUGGCAAUAUCCAAUCUAAUAAAUCACCAUCCGAAUCAAAUGGUCCAGCCCAUGCUCCUGUGGAUGUUGGUCUUGUGUUAAAACUUCAGCAAAAAUUAAAAGAUGUCCAAAAAGAAAAUGGCAGGCUUAUCAGAAUGGUCGAAGAUUUGGAACGUGACAGUCCUGAAGAAGGUUCUAGAACUCAGGAUACCUUCAGGCUUCAAGAACUCGAAAUGGAAAAUGCUAAAUUAAAGAAGGACUUAGGUUCUCUCAGGAAAACCGUUUCUGAAGCAGAUUCGACAACUGCUCAACAAACUCUCAUGGGUCAAUUCUAUGCCCUUCAAGAAGAACUUGAAAGAAGACGCGAGGAGUGUAUUCAAUUGCACAGUGUUCUGGCGGAUCACACGAGAAGAAUGAAGAGCCUCGGUUCUAAUUACGGACGUGACGUAGACAUCAUCAACGAAGAUGGCGAGUUGGUUCUGGCAUUUGAGGCACAGAAAAAGAUAAACAGUAGACUUAAAACAAAACGAAAGUCUUCGAUAAGAGAACAACUUGAAGACGAACUUCAGACGAAGGAGAAGGGUUGGCGACUACAGAGGGAUGAAUGGCGCGCUGAAAUAGAUAGACUUCAGGAAGAGAUACAAAGACAACAAAAAUUGUUAUCUGUCAAUUUAAGUAAAGCACCUCAGACUCAGACUGAAGCAUACAUGCAACAUGAGAUUACAAGGUUGACGUCCGAGAAUUUGGAUCUUCAAGAGAAGUUUGAUAAGAUAGCUGAAGAGUGUAGGAAGUUCAAAAAGCAAUGCAAGAUUCUAGCGAAACGUCUCAAGGAUGCUGGUUAUGAUGGUGAUGAAAUUCCAAAGGAAUAUAAGGAUCAUUCUUACAUGAUUAAGGGUGCCGUCCCCGAUAGCGUAGAAUCUAGUAAUGAUUCUGCAAUUGUCUCCACUACGACUGCACAUUCUUCAGCAGAGAGCGGAAGUAACAUGCCAGUAGUAAGGAAGAAAGAACGCGACUAUGAGGGAAUGUUUGAAUUUAGAAAGGAGGAUAUUAAGCUUGUAAUACAACACUUGGUUAUUGAUCUAAAACCACGAGUCGCAGUAACAUUACUGCCUGGCCUUCCAGCAUAUAUACUAUUUAUGUGCAUAAGGCACACUGAUUGCAUAAAUGAUGAUGAUAAAGUCAGAACUUUAUUGACAGGUUAUUUAAAUGCUGUUAAACGUGUCAUUAAAAAACGUGAGGAUUUCGAUUCAGGAGUUUUGUGGCUGAGCAAUACACUCAGAUUAUUGCACAACAUGAAACAAUACUCGGGCGAUAAACCUUUUCAAAUAGAAAACACACCAAGGCAGAACGAGCAAUGCCUAAGAAAUUUCGAUUUGAGCGAAUAUCGCGUAGUUCUUAGCAACGUGGCGCUGUGGAUCUUCAAUAAUAUUGUGACAAAUUUGAAAGAACGUAUACAGGCUCUCACUGUGCCAGCUUUAUUAGAGCACGAAGCCAUCUCAGGAUUAAAUUCCAAUAAAUCAGGACGUCCGCGUUCUUCAUCAAUGGGUGAGGAACCUGAAUCUACUCAGCAGAAACUAAAUAAACUUCUUGAUGAGUUAAGUUCAGUGCACAAGAUUCUACAGUACCAUGGAGUCGAUCCAGAAAUUGUUACACAGUUGUUUAAGCAAUUAUUCUACUUUAUGUGCGCAAGCGCUUUGAAUAAUUUAUUGUUGAGGAAUGAGCUUUGUCAUUGGACUAAGGGAAUGCAAAUCAGGUACAAUCUAAGUCAUUUAGAACAAUGGGCUAGAGAUCAACGUUUAGAACCAGCUGCGGAAGCACUUCAGCCAAUCAUACAAGCUGCGCAGCUUCUUCAGGCUCGUAAAAAUGAUGAGGACGUACAUUCUGUUUGUGAUAUGUGCAACAAACUUACGCCCAAUCAAAUAGUAAAAAUAUUAAAUCUAUAUACACCAGCGGAUGACUUUGAAACUCGUGUACCAGUUUCUUUUAUUAGAAAAGUCCAAGCUAAGUUGGCUGAACGGGGAGAGAAUAAUGAACAACUUCUAAUGGAUCUGAAGUAUUCGUAUCCAGUAAGAUUUCCAUUCAAUCCUUCAAAUAUUCGACUGGAGGAUAUUGAAGUGCCAGAAGUACUUCACCUUCCGAUGCUCAAGAAGGUCUAAGACAUAUAAUAGAGCCAGGGUACGUGUAGGAUCUUAAUUUAACAUAAUUGAAUUAAUCGAACUUGCUUUGCCUAUUUAUUGAAUGAUACAAAUACCGGAUAAAUUAUAGUCUAUGGUAAAGAUUAUGCAUUCUGUGCGGGUUAAUUAAUAUAUUAUGUUUUAUAUAUUUUUUUUUACUCAAGUAAUUUAUAUUUUACGAGACAUCGAUCUGUACUUAAAUGGAAAUAAUUAGGUAAAAUCAUUUGCGCCAUCUUUAUCAACGACUUUCAGAUGCAGCAUAAAUAUUAUAAUAAUUACCCUCCGUGAGUUGAAGGAAGAUAAUAUUUGAUUGUCUAUUAUUAGUGUAAAGACAGAUGGGAAAUCAAAAGAUUUUCGAAAUUUCGUAAGUUUAGUCCGUAGUAAAAAAAAAUUAGUAUAACUAAAACUCAUUGGCGAAUUUAUUGUAUAUGUGAGAUGUAUGUACGUAGGUGUCAUGGCCGAUGAAAAUGUCGCGUAUACAAAUUUGUAGAAAUAUUGUAGGAUAUAUUUGUUGCAAUAGUGUAUUAUAAUUUCGUUUUUAAUUGUAGUUUGUGUUAAUUUUGCGGCUAAUUUUUAAUCAAUUUUCAUCGUUUCCGGUGACGUUUUAUGAUAUCGCCAAUCAUUAUAUGUAGAAACGCCGGGUACAGAAAGCAUAGACGGAAAUCCAUUUAUAAUGUAAUAAAAUGUAAAAAAGGAAAGCGAGCAAGAGAUAUAUAUUGCGUUGGAAUAGAUUGUAUAUUUUUUGAUACGAGAUUGAACUGUGGGGAUAUUUGUCGAUUAUGUAAUUGGUCUGGGGAUGAAACGAGCGAUGUAAAUGGGCGAGAGAGGUACAUACAUAUAGAUAUAUAUAUACAUACUGUUAUUACUUACUAUAAUCUAAACGUACCAAUUGCGUUUUGUGCCAUCUUACGAGUAGAUCAAUGUCGGAAUGUAAUUAAAUCGGUCGAACUGUGCACACGACUUUGUCUUUUAAGAGACUGGGGAUUACGAACAGUAAUCCAGGCCCAGAUAGCACAGCAUGAUCGAAAAAAAAUGCUGGUAGCAAAAAUUUCGACAUUUUUUUCGCAUAUUUGUCUAAACGUUUGCACAGUGCUGCUGCGUGUGGACACAUCUCAGAUAACAGUGUCUACAAACUUCUUAGCAACUUUAAACAUGCUUAUCAGCAAACUUGCGAGAAGGUGCGCCCGUAUUUCUCUGUUAAAUUGCUUUCAAGUCGAUGCAACAUGUAACUGUUAAUAAUGUUGCAAACAGCAGGAAAGUAUUGCCGAUCGGCGAUACUGUAAACGUUUGAGGAACAGCAAUAAUUGUUCAUCCUUUGUCGGCAAUGUAUCAGAAAUGCGUUUCCUAUCACGUUGCUCAGUAACUCAUGCUUAUAUGUGGCAUGCCGUUUGGAUAGUAUAACAGCAUUAUUUAGAAAACUGCUGAAAUCGUUUUUUUUCGAUUAUGCUUUGCUAUCUAAGCAAUGAUCUAAAGAUUAUAAGACCGUAAAUAGCAGGAUUUUUAAAGAGAUAUUUCCUGGAAAUGUAGUUGAGGCUCCGAGAAGAUAUUAAUAAAGAGGGCCAGCCUUGUGGAAUUUUUGUCUGAUGGUUGAUACGCACGGGAGAUACGCCGGAACCAACAUAGAAAUUCGGGAAGGGAGGCAUUGAAAUUUCAUACAUUUUGUUUAAUUAUCCCCCCCUUUUUAUCAAUUGUUUCUCGGUGUUUGAAGGCACAUACGGCAGGAUUAACAAUCAUUUUGAUACUGCUUUUUAAAAAAAAAAAAACAGAUUCGAGAAUUCGGAUGUUGAAUUUGACACGGUGAACAACUUUCGGUCGGAUGUUUUCUUCAAUUUUUAAUUAUUUUAACAUCAGUGAUGUUAAAAUGAAUUGUAAUUUUGCAGAAUGUGUCGUUCACUUCGCUCAAGCAAAAAUCUUUGUUACAACUAUAAUAUUUACGAGGUUCAGUUAUGUUUUACUAGCUUGGCAAUCCAAGGUUCCCUGUCUUCUUAAUUAAUCGCAUUUCGAACAUAAAAAACAAAAAAUGUAGAAGUCAUUCGCAUGAAAUGUAAUAGAUCAGAUCAGUAACACUCUAUUUCCAUUCUUAUCAGGCGACUUGAUGUGACAAAUUUAUUUGUUUCUAAAGAUAUAAAUAAACUAUCGUUGAUGAAAUUCCGAACCCCAA